CUGCUACAGCGCCUGGCAGGAGGAAGAGACUGCUGACCCACCAUGUUUCUCGCACUAGUGGUGACGCCAGAGCUGAGGGACUUCCUGGCCAGAGCAAGAGGUGGAGCAGUGCGCCUCAUCAAAGUUAGCAUCCAAGACGAGCAGCUGGUGCUGGGGGCCCACAGAGAGCCAGAAAAGAGCUGGGACCAGGAUUAUGACCACUUCCUGCUUCCUCUCCUGGAUGACCAGGAGCCAUGCUAUGUCCUGUACCGCCUUGACUCCCAGAAUGCACAGGGCUACGAGUGGAUCUUCAUAUCAUGGUCUCCUGACCAGUCUCCAGUGAAACAAAAGAUGUUGUACGCUGCCACUCGUGCCACAGUGAAAAAAGAGUUUGGAGGUGGCCAUGUGAAGUAUGAGAUGUUUGGCACAGCUGAGGAGGACGUCUGUUUGCUGGGCUACCAGCGUCAUGUGUCAUCCUGCUCAGGUCCUGCCCCACUCACAUUAGCUGAGCAGGAGCUCCAGAGGAUCAAAAUCACAGAGGGCCGGGUUAAACAGGUGAAAACAGAGAUCAGUGUGGAGAGUAAGCACCAGACACUUCAGGGCCUCGCUUUCCCUCUGCAGGAGACAGCCAAAAGAGCCCUUCAGCAACUUGCCCAAAAACGCAUCAACUACAUACAACUGAGGUUGGAUGUAGAGAAGGAGAUAAUCGAGUUGGUCCAUUCCAACCCGACAGAAACUCGAGAUUUGCCCCGCAGAGUUCCCAAAGACACUCCCAGAUACCACUUCUUCCUUUACAAACACUCCCACGAAGGAGACUACUUGGAAUCAGUCGUGUUCAUUUACUCCAUGCCAGGGUACAGCUGUAGCAUCAAGGAACGAAUGCUAUAUUCCAGCUGCAAGAGUCGACUACUGGAGGAAGUGGAGAAAGAUUAUCAUUUGGAAAUUGUUAAAAAGUUGGAGAUUGACAAUGGAGAUGAACUGACAGAGGAGUUUCUGUAUGACGAGGUCCAUCCCAAGCAGCACGCCCACAAACAGGCCUUCGCUAAGCCCCGUGGCCCAGCAGGAAAAAGGGGACACAAGCGCCUCAUUAAGGGGACAGGAGAGACCACACAGAACAGUUAGAGGCAGAUAGAAAUUCUCCCACAGUCGUGCCUGCAGUUCCAGCUGUCCCCAUUUCCCCAGACCCACUAACACCUCAUCAGGCUCAGAGGAGUGAGCACAUUGAUGGAUUUCCUCUACCGUUUGUGUACUGAAACACUUGUGAUACAUAGCAAACACAGGAAAUGUCCUGAUGAAAUGCCUCUCUUUGUGUUUCUAUUUCUCGCUGUUCCCUCAGACAAAUCAGGCAAAUGAUCAUAACGAUAUAUCUAAGAAAAAAAAAUCAUUCAUGUAUUGAUGACUUCCUCCAUUUGAAAAAAAGCCAGGCUGAAACACAGACAGAUGGCCUUGUUAUUAUGAUGCUCAUCUGUCUGGAUCUUCCAUAGUCAUUAAAAAUAGAUCUGCAGUUUACAACACGAUAGACUGAAUUGUAAAUGCAUAGUCAGAUGUUUCAGUCCUAUUGUCUAGCCUCAAAUACAAGUUUUGUAUCAACAAUGUUUGUAAGAAAAAUAUGCAGAACAAUAUGAAAGGAAAUUCUAAAUAAAACCUUGUUUAUACUGUGGUAUUAGA
Molecule: messenger RNA, 1647 nt
Organism: Toxotes jaculatrix (banded archerfish)
Lineage: Eukaryota; Metazoa; Chordata; Actinopteri; Toxotidae
Product: twinfilin-2
Exons: 9
Coding region: 43-1101 (352 amino acids)
Biological process (GO): actin filament depolymerization; positive regulation of neuron projection development; barbed-end actin filament capping
Cellular component (GO): myofibril; actin filament; cytoplasm
Molecular function (GO): actin monomer binding; actin filament binding
Source: RefSeq, a predicted model, not a curated record